Molecule: messenger RNA, 1548 nt
Organism: Camelina sativa (false flax)
Lineage: Eukaryota; Viridiplantae; Streptophyta; Magnoliopsida; Brassicales; Brassicaceae
Source: RefSeq, a predicted model, not a curated record
UCUCUUCUUCUUCUCUUUUCCUCUUCGCUACAUAUCUAUCUCUCUUCCUUCCUCAACCUCUCUCUCUCUCUCUCUCAAACCCAGUCUAUAGCAGUUGAGCAUCCAAAUCUUUUUUUUUCUUUAACAAUGGAUCCGUGCUCUUUCGUACGGAUCAUAGUCGGAAACUUGGCCGUUAGGUUUCCCUCAUCAUCUUCAUCUUCUUCUUCUUCUUCUUCGUCCUCAGGACCGUCUGUAUCUGGAAUCAAUCCAUCGUUUCCCAACUGUUACUGCAAAAUCAGAUUCAAGAAUUUCCCACGGGAGAUUGUUUCUAUUCCGGUUAUGUUCCGAACUGAAUCUUCUGAUUCCGAGACUCGUUCCUCCUCCUCUUCAACAGUCGCCGCUUGUUUCAGUCUUAGCAAAUCUCAGAUCGAAGCUUCUUUGAAGAAACCUAAGUGGAGCGUUCUCUCCGUUGAAGCUUUUUCCAGAGGAUACACCGACGACGGUGUUACCGGCGCGUCUUGUGGACUCGCUACUGCUGGGGAGAAGUUGCUCGGUAGGUUCGAGGUCUCGCUUGAUUUGAAAUCUGCCGAGACGAAGACUUGUUUGGCUCACAACGGUUGGGUUCCUUUGGGUUCUAAGAAAGGAGGAAGUAAAUCUAAUAAAAGUAAAACCGGAUCCGAUCCGGAGCUCCAUGUUACCGUUCGGGUUGAACCUGACCCGAGAUUCGUCUUCCAGUUCGACGGCGAGCCUGAGUGUAGUCCUCAGGUGUUUCAAGUUCAAGGAAACACUAAACAAGCUGUCUUCACUUGCAAGUUCGGCUCCAGAAACUCAAACUCCGGUGAUCGGAAUCUUCUUCACAGUUCUUCAAUGAUGUCUGAGUUAAUCUCAACGAGAAGUCUUAUAUCGUCGAUGAAAUCGGAAAAGGAGCAACCGUCAAAAGAGAGAAAAGGAUGGUCCGUAACGGUUCAUGAUUUAUCUGGUUCACCCGUGGCUAUGGCCUCAAUGGUCACACCUUUUGUACCAUCUCCUGGUUCGAACCGUGUGACUCGAUCUAGUCCCGGAGCUUGGCUCAUUCUUAGACCCGACGGUUGCACGUGGAAGCCGUGGGGAAGGUUAGAGGCAUGGCGUGAAGCUGGUUACUCUGAUACAUUAGGUUACCGUUUUGACCUUUUCCAAGACGGUAUCGCCACCGCCGUGUCGGCAUCUUCGUCUAUCAGUUUGAAAAAUGGCGGGAGUUUUGUAAUAGACGUCACCGGUNAUUAUCUUAGGACCACCAAAUUAGUAGAGAAACAAGAGUAUGAUUUUGCAUUUGUGGAUGCUGACAAGACGAACUACGUUCACUUCCUUGAGAAGUUGCUUAAGUUAGUGAAGGUUGGAGGAAUCAUUGCGUUCGACAACACCUUGUGGUUCGGUACUCUAAUUCAGAAGGAAGAAGAAGUUCCAGGCCAUAUGAGGGCUUAUAGAGAAGCACUUCUAGAGUUCAAUAAGAUUUUAGCUCAAGACCCUCGAGUCGAAAUCGCUCAAAUAUCUAUCGGAGAUGGUCUCACACUAUGCAGACGCCUCAUAUGA